Trematosphaeria pertusa is the source of this 676-nucleotide messenger RNA. RefSeq lists its product as uncharacterized. The record is from RefSeq and is a predicted model, not a curated record. Bases 112 to 588 code for a protein of 158 amino acids. The transcript is spliced from 2 exons. NCBI's taxonomy places the organism in Eukaryota, Fungi, Ascomycota, Dothideomycetes, Pleosporales, Trematosphaeriaceae.
CCGUCGCAUUAUCAUUACAUCCAAAGCUUAGAGUCCAUGAUUAGAUCCUGCAUAUUACACAUACAUUUUCCGCUCAUGUAUUAUCAUACCAAACAUUAAAAAGAAGCACAUAUGUUCGAUUAUAUCCAUCCCAGCCCAAGACCUGCCGCACCUACCAACCAAGCUUCCCACCCAGCAAACUUAACCUCGCCCUUGGCAUGCACGGCAGCACCCGGGAACGACUCUGGUCCGCUUGAAGUAGCCGGUGGCGCUGCGCUCGUCGCAUCCGCAGUCGUAGUGAUCGAGCUCUGCGGGGGAGGCGGCGAUGUGCUCGAAGGCGCCGGCGUGUUGCUCUCUUCAGGCGUCGAUGACUCUGGAGCGGGGGAUGAUGGUGAGGAAACUUCAGAACUACUUGGCUGCGGCGAAGGCGAAGGCGAAGGCGAAGGAGUAGGGCUGGGUGUCGGCGUCGGGGUGGGCGAAGGAGUGCUCGAGGGAGCUGGUGUGCUAGAGGGUGGCGCCUCCGAUUCGGUAUCUGUUUGUACUUGGCUUUCUGCCGCCGGAAUAUGGUUCGUGGUGGUGGAACCGGCCGCUGACUGUGUCUCUACGUAGGUUGUGCUUCCGAGAGUCGCGGUAUCGUCCGUAGCGGUGGGGCCAACGAUUGGAUCGCAAGCACCGGCUCCAAUCGUUUGGCCGAGCU